Messenger RNA from Ceratotherium simum simum (southern white rhinoceros), 5532 nucleotides. It is a transcript of the gene FOXJ2, whose product is annotated as forkhead box J2. Lineage: Eukaryota; Metazoa; Chordata; Mammalia; Perissodactyla; Rhinocerotidae. Gene Ontology annotation, cellular component: nucleus. The record is from RefSeq and is a predicted model, not a curated record. Gene Ontology annotation, biological process: regulation of transcription by RNA polymerase II. Gene Ontology annotation, molecular function: RNA polymerase II cis-regulatory region sequence-specific DNA binding; DNA-binding transcription factor activity, RNA polymerase II-specific.
CGGGGAGGAGCCGGGGCCUGCAGCGGAGCCGAGCCGAGCCCGAGCCCGAGCCGAGCCCUGACACUGUCCGUCCGCCUUCUGGCUCCCCGGGAGCCCGGACUGGCCGGAGCCCGAGAGGUGGCAGCGCGGGGAGCCCCACGCGCCGAAGGGAGCGGACCGGACGGGACGGGACUAGAGGAGGCGCUGCGGCCACAGUAGCCAGUGACGGGCGUCGGGAACCGCGGCCUCCCGGACCCUGCUGCCCAGGCCAGCUGACGGAGAGCGGGGAGUACGAAAACCCCACCCUCUGGGGCACCCCGGGAGCGGAGGCGGGAGCGGGGACGGGAGCAGCCUCUCCCUGUUGGAGAGAAGACCCUUACCACCCGGGGGAGGGAAAGAAGAGACCCCUACAGGGGACGAGUCUCUCCUUCCUAGAGGCGAGGAAAAUCCCCAUCCUGGCCCGGGAAUAGACCUCCAGAAGUAGAGGGGUGAUCCUGACGAAAGGAAGCAGACAGACUGAGACCGCCCAGCGUGCCUCCACCCUCCAGACACACACUCUCAGCACUUCAGGACUUUUGAGGCAGAGAGGAGGAGGGAUAUGCCUAUGGAGUAGGCACCCUGCAUCCUAUCCAGUACUCACAGGGGAGAGGAAUCCUCACGUUCCGAAGGGAGGACACUCCAGAGCAAGAAGAGGAAUCGGCUUUCAGCCUCUCAGGAGAGGGGAGGAACUUCCCCCUCAACUUCCUUGUAUCUAGACAGUGGAACAGGGCAGAGCCCCUCCGCUCGAAUCUUCGGCACACAGCAAGACCCCUCCACUCUCGAAAGAUCCAGUUGAGGGGGGAGGGGGACUCCCCCAAGGGGGAGGAGACAACUCCUGGUUGGGAGAGGCUCCUCCCCUCUUCCCCCGAGUAACAGGCAGGGUGUGGGGGGUGUGCCACCUUCCCCAGGUAGGGCCUCCUUCUCCUCCCCCUCCUCCUUCCGCUCCUCAUUCUCAGGGGACCCAGUUCCCCUCCCCAGCUUGGGAUGCUCAGCCAAAUAUAGGAAGAGCCACUGAGGAUGAGACUGUUCAUCUGCCUUUGAAGAGGGGAGUCCCUCCAACCCCAAACUCCAGUACCAGGUGGUUCCCUCCCUUUGCUGGGGGAACCUUGGAGACAGAACCCAGAAAUACCAUGGCUUCUGACCUAGAGAGUAGCCUCACUUCCAUAGACUGGCUCCCCCAACUGACCCUCCGAGCUACCAUUGAGAAGCUUGGGAGUGCCUCCCAGGCUGGGCCUCCAGGGGGCAGCCGCAAGUGUCCGCCAGGCUCACCCACCGAUCCUAAUGCCACCCUGAGCAAAGAUGAGGCAGCAGUCCACCAGGAUGGCAAACCGCGAUACAGCUAUGCCACCCUCAUCACCUAUGCCAUCAACUCCUCUCCAGCCAAGAAGAUGACCCUCAGUGAGAUUUACCGCUGGAUUUGUGAUAACUUCCCCUAUUACAAGAAUGCUGGCAUUGGUUGGAAGAAUUCAAUUCGGCACAACCUUUCUCUCAACAAGUGUUUCCGGAAGGUGCCCAGACCUCGGGAUGACCCUGGGAAGGGCUCUUAUUGGACAAUCGACACCUGCCCUGACAUCUCCCGAAAGAGAAGACACCCUCCAGAUGAUGAUCUAUCCCAAGACUCACCAGAACAGGAAGCAAGCAAGAGCCCACGGGGAGGCGUUCCAGGGAGUGGAGAAGCCUCACUGCCUCCAGAGGGGAAUCCUCAGAUGUCACUUCAGAGCCCCACACCCCUCACCAGCUACAGCCAGGGCACAGGAUCUGUGGAUGGCGGAGCAGUGGCACCAGGAGCUCCAGGCCGAGAAAGUGCUGAGGGUCCCCCUCCCCUGUAUAACACCAACCAUGACUUCAAAUUCUCCUACUCAGAGAUCAAUUUUCAGGAUCUAAGUUGGUCCUUCCGCAACCUCUACAAAUCCAUGCUGGAGAAAUCCUCUUCCUCCUCUCAGCAUGGCUUUUCGUCUCUCCUGGGGGACAUGCCUCCCUCUAACAACUACUACAUGUACCAGCAGCAGCAGCCGCCGCCUCAACAGCAGCAGCAGCAGCCACCACCACAGCCACCGCCCCAACAAUCACAGCCACAGCAGCAGCAGGCAUCAGCCCAGGGCCCCUCAACUGUAGGGGGUGCUCCUCCACUGCACACCCCAAGCCCAGAUGGUUGUACCCCACCAGGGGGGAAGCAAGCUGGGGCUGAAGGCUAUGGGCCUCCUCCUGUGAUGGCUAUGCAUCCACCCCCACUGCAGCAUGGAGGCUACCACCCACAUCAGCACCAUCCCCACUCCCACCCUGCCCAGCAGCCGCCACCACCGCAGCAACAGGCACAAGGCCAGGCUCCUAUCAACAGCACUGGCUUUGCCUUUUCUCCUGACUGGUGCUCCAGUAUUGACUCCUUAAAGGAAAGCUUCAAGAUGGUGAAUCGGCUCAAUUGGGCCAGCAUUGAGCAGUCACAGUUGUCAGAACUGAUGGAGAGCCUGCGACAGGCAGAGCAAAAGAACUGGAGCCUUGACCAGCACCACAUUGCCAAUCUUUGUGACUCCCUCAACCACUUCCUUACUCAGACUGGUCACGUGCCCCCCCAGGGGGGCUCCCACCGACCACCAGCCCCUGCCCGCAUUGCUGACUCCUGCGCCCUCACCAGUGGCAAACAAGAGCCAGCCAUGAACCAAGUGAACUCUUAUGGGCACCCACAAGCCCCUCACCUCUAUCCUGGCCCAUCACCGAUGUACCCAAUCCCCACCCAGGACUCAGCAGGAUACAAUCGCCCAGCACACCAUAUGGUCCCUCGGCCGCCGGUUCCACCUCCUGGUGCCAGUGAGGAGAUCCCUGACGACUUCGACUGGGAUUUGAUCACUUAGUGCCUCACAGAGUGUGGCCAUCAGCCCAGGGCUGAGUGGUGAAGUCUGGCAGUGGGGAGAGAGCAGCCCCAGCCCGUCCCUUCUCCACUUGCCUGUAUAUAGAUAUAUAUCCUCUUUGUUCUUUCUCUGUCAGAGAAGCCACCGCAAGAUGCUGCCGAAGAUAACCCCCUCUUUCCUGCCUCAUUCUUCCUCUUCUUGUUUUUUCCUAAUUCUUUUAUUAUUAUUCUUAUUAUAUUAUUAUUAUUAUUAUUGUUGGUUAUAUGCUGUCCCCAGUCUCCUGUCCCUACAUCAUGGACCAUGUCCAUCCUUUGCUAAUUUAAAAUCAUCUGCCUGGAAGGUGAGGCCGUGAUAGCUACAGAGAAAGGUUUCAAACUUGGAUUUACUUUUCUCUUUGAGAAAUUCAAUGCUAAUCCCACCUUUCAGCCCUGAAUUUUUUUCUAUUCCUGUCAGUUCAGUCCAGGAAUGGAGAGGCCACGUUAUCAAGUAGAAGGGAUCUAAAACACUGCUUGGCAGCCAUGAAUUUGCAGGUUUUACUCAAUGGUGCUAAUUUUGUCCUCUGAGCUCUUCCUUGUCCUUUUAUAUCUUCAGUCCUUACUUCUGCCAAUCCUCAUUCCCCAUCAAGGGUAAGAGUGAUGGUGGUGGUGCAGGAGGUGACAAUAAAAUCCUAGGCCUGGGUUGGGUUGAGUAGAAUACUAUAGAGGGGCGAUGGAAUAUAAAAGAGUCAGAAAUUGGGUAUAUACUGGUAUGUCAAAUAAACUUUCUUUGGCUUAUCUAGCCCAUUCUGUAUAGGAGACAGUGUUGGUCUUAGUCAGAACUCUGCUUCAAUGGUAGGGAUGAGGACAACUAUUCAGCAUAGGGUUAGCUUUUUGGAGAUGGUACCGAUUUAACCAUUGGCUUUUUAAACAUAAUUUUCUCUGGAAAUUAACUGUGGCUGUUAUUUGCAUUUACGAAUCCUUCAACCCCCUUUUCCCAUUCAGCAAAUAUUAUUUUGUCCUCCUUUAGUUGUUUGCUCGACUCUUCUACCCAUCUUAUUUUCUUCCCCCAUUUUCUGAGAUUCUCAAGAAAGAAAAGUGACCCAUUAUCACUCCUGGUUUCAUCAUGCCCUAAGACAGGAUAGGAAUCUCUUUCCCACCUAUCAUAGCAGAACCAAAUCUCUAGCAUUGGUGGUAGGAGGAUGGGGAAAGGAAAAGGGAGCUGGCCCAGACAUGGGUAGGGAAUAUUUCAGUUAUUUAAUUCUGUAGCCAAAUGCUUCUCUUGGAAUCCAGAUCAUUGGGGCUGAGGCUUUUGCAAUUAGGCUUUUGAGGGUAAAGGAAAUUGGUAGAGGGGAGUAAAUAACCUAGAGAGAAGAGUUCAGUGAGGGCCAAGGGAGACCCCCAGAAAAAGCUCUAGGGAUAAUUUAUCUCCUUUAACAAGGAGUGGCCAUGAUUUAUUGCUGCAAAGUACUUAGUGUAUAUUUAAUGUUAAUUGUUGACCUUUAGUUAUGAGAGGGAAGAACAAUUUUACUUCUGUUUUCAUUUCACUGAAUGUUCACUUUCUGAAAGCUACAGGACAAAGUGUAUGGAAUGGACAAGCCACUCCCUCUCUGAUUUCUGCUUUUUGUUCAUACUGUUUUAUUUACCCAUGAUUUCCAAGAGAUCUAGCUUUUUGCUCUCCUGCUUUUUCCCCUCAUGCACCCCUUCCUUUCUUUGUAAGGGGGUUAUAUGUGAGAGUUUGUUGAAGAAAUCCAGUAAGGCUGAAGUAAAGGGGCAAGAAAGGGCGGUUAACUAAAGAGCACUUUAUUUCUUUGAAGUUUUUGGUAAGAAAUGGGGGUGUGAGUGGCUUGAAUCCCCCAUUGUGUUGGAGGGCAGUUAGUGGGGUUGAAGUAUGACAUAAUAUUUCCCAUUGGGGAAAGGGUAAUUUCUCUUAGAGGGUGGUAAAAUGCCUUUGCCCUGUGUCCCGAUUUUAGGCAUCUCUUCCUUAUUCCUUCCAAUCAAGGUGCCUCCUACACACAACUUCCCAUCUGUUCUCCCCAAGAUUUCCCUGUUGCGAAUCAUCACUCCUCUUUUCUAAACCCCUUUUCUACUCAGAUCCAUACAAGAUUUGCAAAGGUAGACUAAAUCAUACAUGUAAAUGUCCCUUUUUAUAAUUCAUCCGUGUCUUCUGAAAAGUAGUCUCGUUAAGAACCUUGGUGGGAUCCAGAGUAACUGAAGUUUGGGGCUAGAGCUGGAGAUUGUCCAUCAGGCCUCCUGGGAUUUUAGCUCCCCUCCACUAAACUCAGCCUUGCUAAAUGGCACAGCACAAACCUGACUUUCUUUGGGCCUCAGUUUCCCCUCCCCUCUGUGAAAUGGAAAGAAUACUACUUUUUCUUGUUGGUCCAGCAUUGUUGGACUUGAAGUAUAGUCAUUGUUGUUGUAUUGGGUGAUGUGUGCAAAACUGCAGGAGCUCACUGCCUACAAGAGGAAAUAGGGAGAAAGUGGAGAAGAGGGACAGAAGGAGCAAUUAUUUGGUAUAGAUCCACCCAUCCCUGCCUUCCUCUCUUCAACCCCCAUGUUUCUGGUUUGGUGAGUCCUUCAUACCACCCAUAAUGCUUUGCAUUGGUGCAGGCUGGGAAGGGGGUGUGUGGUCUCACAAGUUGUUGUUUUUUGCAUGCUUUCUUAAUAAAAAAAAAAAAAAAUAUGAAUGUUUA